Molecule: messenger RNA, 3067 nt
Organism: Paramecium sonneborni
Lineage: Eukaryota; Ciliophora; Oligohymenophorea; Peniculida; Parameciidae
Source: the annotation of a GenBank genome assembly
AUGAGUUUCGUAACAUAAAUUGAAUUGUUAGUUUUUAUUAGAAAUUUUCGAAAUGUUGAUCUAUUUUAAUAAGGAAUCUAUAGGAUAUAAUUAGGAAUACAAAAACAUUUACCAUAUUUAACUUUAGAUUAAUUGGGAAUCAAUAAAUAAAAAAAACCUAGAGAUUAAAAAUUAGUUGGGCAAGACAUAAAAGAUUAAUAUUUUCUAUCAAGUUCAUUUGUAAUUAGAUAUGAAGAUGAAGAAGUAAAUGUUAAUAUAAACUUAGAUAAAUUUAUAAGAAGGAUGUAUUUUUAGAAUAGAACAGAAUACAUUUGCUUAAUUAAAUUCUGUAGAAUUACAGGUUGAUUUAUUAUUUUUAGAUGCUAAAUCUGUUGAAAAUCUUCAAGAAUAAUAAGAAUUGACUUUAAACAAAAUUUCUUCUUAGACCUACGUCAUUCGUUCUCUAAAAUAAAUAAAUCAUAAUUAUUUACCUAUAACUUUUGAUCCUAAUACGGCAUGUGUCAUAAAUUGUUUAGUGUUCUCAUUGCCUUUGAGUAUAAUUAAGUGAUUAAUAGACAUAAAGUUCUAAUAGACAAAAGAUGGAUUAACACUGACAGAGUAUAUUGAAAAAUAUAAAAAAAAGGGAUAAUUAGAAUUGCUAUAAAAGAAAACAUUAGAUUAUUUGGAAUCAAUUUUGAAAUAGUUCAUUCAGUUAUACAAAAAGACAAUUGCCGAAUACAUGAGUGAGCCAUCAAAAUUAUCACAUUAUUUCGUAUUAAAAUAAUUAAAUAUAAAUUUAGUCUUAAUUAGCCUGUUUGGGAGAAGUUGAAUACAAUAACAUAGAAUUAGAACGCUAAAUUAAUUCAAUUAGUUUAUAAUUGUAUAUGAUUUGGUAUGUCUAUAUAGAUGUAAUUUCAAAAGUUUAUUCUAAAAUGAUGAAAAAAUUAAAAUUUCAAUAUAUUUCUGAACUCCAAAUCUUAUAUGAAGAUUUUAUAAUUAAGAUAAAUAAUUUAGAUCAAUUUGAGAAAACAUAAAAAAACUAAAAUUUCUUAAAUUCUUUAAGAUAAUUAGAUUAAAGAUAUCUACCAAUUGUUCCAAUUACUUGUANGAAGUUAAUGUAGAUAAAAAAAGAUUAUAUUAAAUUUAUGAGUUUCGUAACAUAAAUUGAAUUGUUAGUUUUUAUUAGAAAUUUUCGAAAUGUUGAUCUAUUUUAAUAAGGAAUCUAUAGGAUAUAAUUAGGAAUACAAAAACAUUUACCAUAUUUAACUUUAGAUUAAUUGGGAAUCAAUAAAUAAAAAAAACCUAGAGAUUAAAAAUUAGUUGGGCAAGACAUAAAAGAUUAAUAUUUUCUAUCAAGUUCAUUUGUAAUUAGAUAUGAAGAUGAAGAAGUAAAUGUUAAUAUAAACUUAGAUAAAUUUAUAAGAAGGAUGUAUUUUUAGAAUAGAACAGAAUACAUUUGCUUAAUUAAAUUCUGUAGAAUUACAGGUUGAUUUAUUAUUUUUAGAUGCUAAAUCUGUUGAAAAUCUUCAAGAAUAAUAAGAAUUGACUUUAAACAAAAUUUCUUCUUAGACCUACGUCAUUCGUUCUCUAAAAUAAAUAAAUCAUAAUUAUUUACCUAUAACUUUUGAUCCUAAUACGGCAUGUGUCAUAAAUUGUUUAGUGUUCUCAUUGCCUUUGAGUAUAAUUAAGUGAUUAAUAGACAUAAAGUUCUAAUAGACAAAAGAUGGAUUAACACUGACAGAGUAUAUUGAAAAAUAUAAAAAAAAGGGAUAAUUAGAAUUGCUAUAAAAGAAAACAUUAGAUUAUUUGGAAUCAAUUUUGAAAUAGUUCAUUCAGUUAUACAAAAAGACAAUUGCCGAAUACAUGAGUGAGCCAUCAAAAUUAUCACAUUAUUUCGUAUUAAAAUAAUUAAAUAUAAAUUUAGUCUUAAUUAGCCUGUUUGGGAGAAGUUGAAUACAAUAACAUAGAAUUAGAACGCUAAAUUAAUUCAAUUAGUUUAUAAUUGUAUAUGAUUUGGUAUGUCUAUAUAGAUGUAAUUUCAAAAGUUUAUUCUAAAAUGAUGAAAAAAUUAAAAUUUCAAUAUAUUUCUGAACUCCAAAUCUUAUAUGAAGAUUUUAUAAUUAAGAUAAAUAAUUUAGAUCAAUUUGAGAAAACAUAAAAAAACUAAAAUUUCUUAAAUUCUUUAAGAUAAUUAGAUUAAAGAUAUCUACCAAUUGUUCCAAUUACUUGUACAGAAUUAUUGGAUAAUCUUCCGAUAUUGAUAAAAUACUAAUAAAAUGAAUAGAAGAAUAAUCAAAUAAAUUAAUAAAAAUAUAGUAAACAUUUAAUAGUUUUUGUUCAUGGAUAUAAGGGUUCUCCAUUCGAUAUGAGAAGGUGGAGAAACAUUAUAAAAACUUAUUAUCCUAAUUGUUUUACUUUGAUGUCAAGUUGUAAUUAAAGAUAAGGUGAAGAUUCAAUAAGAGUGAUGGGACAUAAAUUAAGUAUAGAAAUAUAGACUCAUAUUUAAUUGAUGGAUGGGAUUGAUGAAUUAUCAUUUAUAUGUCAUUCAUUAGGUGGAGUUGUAACAAGAUCAGCUCUAUGUAAUUUAAGUAUGCAUUCAGAUAAGAUGAGAUUUUAUAUCAGUCUUGGAUCACCUCAUAUAGGAUUAUUUAUAAAAUAAAAUAAUUUGAUAAAAACUGGAUUAUGGUUUAUGACUACUUUUUCAUCUAGUUAAAGUAUGGCUGAAUUAUUAUUACAAGAUGCUACAAUACCUUAAAAUACUUACCUUUAUUAUUUAUCAACAAUCUAAUGUUUAGAAUAGUUCUAAAAAGUUAUUUUAGUUAGUUCAAUGCAAGAUGAUUUUGUACCAUUUGAAAUAGCUAGACUUGAAAAAUCUAAUAGAGUUCCUUAAGAUAAAUUAUAGAUCUAUAACAAUAUGCUUGAAAAUAUUAAACUACCAGAAUGCACAAGAAUAGAAGUCAAUUUUGUAUAAACAGAGAAUGAAAAGAAUUGGGAUAAUUUUAUUGGAAGAGCUGCUCAUAUGAAUUUAGUUGAGAAUACAACUAUGAUAAGAAUGAUUGUAACUUAAAGUAAAUUACUUGAUUAAUGA